GGUACCCAGGCAGCGCCCUCCAUUGGAAUCGUGGAAGCGCAACAGCCCACUCAAAGCAGCGGAACGCCAAAAUGCUCGCCCUCCGCAAAACCCUCCUCCACGGCUGCCUUCCUGCGCCGCCGGCCGCCGCCGCCUCUCGGAUCUCCUCCCUCCUCCGCCUGCUCUCCUCCUCCUCCUUCCCGGGAGGCAGCGGAGGCGGGGACGAAUGGGGAGCCUCCUCCUUCCCCGGAGGCGGCGGAGGCGGGGACGACUGGGGCUCCUCCUGGUCCACUGGCCUCACCAAGGACCACUUCGACGGGUCCUCCCCCUACGUCGGCCGCCCGGUCCCCUCCCCUUCUGCCCCCGUCUCCCGUGAGCUGGCGACCGUGCGCGCCAUGGACGAGGAGGACGACAUGAUCCGGGCCUUGGAGCGCGACAACCGCGACUCGAAGGCGUUCGUGGACUCCUGGGGUGACCGGAUGCGGGAGACCUGCGCGCUCCUGAAGCAGGUGCGUGAGCCGGGCGCCCGGGGCUCGUACCUCAAGGACUCGGAGAAGCAGGAGAUGUACCGGCUGCACAAGGAGGACCCCACGACCUACACCGUGGAGCGGCUUGCCAAGGACUUCCGCGUCAUGCUGCAGCGCGUGCACGCCAUCCUGUGGCUCAAGGAGAUGGAGGAGGAGGAGGAGCGGAAGAGGGGCGAGCCGCUCGACGACUCCAUCGAGAUCCUGCUCGACAGCUGCCCAGAGUUUUUCAAUUCUCAUGAUAGGGAAUUUCAUGUAGCAUCCCUUCCAUAUAAACCUGACUUCAAGGUUAUGCCUGAGGGCUGGGAUGGCACAACACGAGAUCCUGAUGAGGUUCUCUAUGAAAUUUCAAUGAAGGAAGACCAGAUGUUGUAUGAAGAAUUUGUUCUACGCUUGGAGUUCAACAAGAAGAAGGUGGCAGGGGAGGUUAAGUACCACAAGUACAGCAGGCGCCGACCAGAUGAUGGAUGGAGCUACAUGGUCGAGAAGAUGGGGCCACAGGGAAAGCGCGGUGCAGGAGGGGGCUGGAAGUUCAUCAGCUUACCUGAUGGAUCUAGCCGUCCACUAAAUGAUAUGGAGAAGAUGUAUGUGAAGAGGGAAACUCCAAAACGGCGGAGGAGGAUCAUUGCACCAUACAAGUGACAGGAAGAACCUCAUCUUGUCCUGAUGCAAGUUUUCUGAACUGUCUUUUGACAUGCUCCAGGGAAGCUGAAAAUGUGAAAUAGAUUGGAACCACCAGCAUCGGUCAACCUUUUUUUUUUUUUUUUUGCAGCACAGGAGGCGGCUUCAUGUAUUAUUGUUGUUUCUAACGAGAUUCAUUUCCCACAUUUAGGCAGCUGAAUAAUUAUCUUUGAACUUUGCAGUG
Phragmites australis (common reed) is the source of this 1368-nucleotide messenger RNA. Its product is annotated as protein GAMETE CELL DEFECTIVE 1, mitochondrial-like. Bases 72 to 1145 code for a protein of 357 amino acids. The transcript is spliced from 3 exons. Lineage: Eukaryota; Viridiplantae; Streptophyta; Magnoliopsida; Poales; Poaceae. The record is from RefSeq and is a predicted model, not a curated record.